AUGAACAGCGCCCUGCCGUACGAGGCGGCUUCGCGGAGCGGCGAGUGGGAGCGUGACAUCGGGGCCCGACGGUUGUCCUCCCCCCGGGGCCUGCUGCCCUCCCCGCCCGUCCCCCGCCGGCCCUCGGCCCCGCCGGGCCUGCUGCCCCCGCUCCAGACGCAGCGCCUCUCCUCCUCGCUCUGCUCGUCCGCCUCGCUGCCGGGCCCCGCGCGCCGGGCCCCCGGCCCCUGCCGCUGGCCCCUGGGCGUCAUGGCCCUCCUCCGCCUCAGCCUGCUGCUGUUCAGCUGCCUGUUCUGGGCGGCCGGCCUGGCCAUCUUCACCCUGGGCGUGUGGACGCAGGUGUCCCUCUCCGAUUACAUGCUGCUGUCGGCUAACAGCUACCCCAACGCGCCGUUGGCCCUCCUGGCCACAGGGGGCGCCAUCACGGCCUGGGGGUUCCUGGGCUGCCUGGGCACGGCCGCCAGGCUGCCCUGCCUGCUCCGGGCGUACGGCUUCUUCCAGCUCUUCACGCUGGUGGCGGGGCUGGCCGCCGGGCUUUCCGGGCUGUUCUACCGCGAGGACAUCGCCGAGGGGUUCCGCAGCGGGCUGCAGAGGGCGGUGGCCGACUACGGGGAGGACGAGGGCCGGGCCAACGCGCUGGACGGCCUGCAGAGGGCGCUCAAGUGCUGCGGAGCCGAGGGCUGGGAGGACUGGCUGGAGUCGGACUGGACCCCGCUGGGGCCGGCGGGGAACGAGUCGCGGAUCUCGGUGCCGGACAGCUGCUGCGCCCGGCGGAGGGACUGCCGGAACCGUCCCGUGCCCGAACGGGGCGAGGAGGCCGGGAUCCACCGGCACGGAUGCUUCCGGAAGGUCUUCGGGGUGGUCAACGACAACGUCUUCCACAUCGCCGCCACCGUGCUGGGCCUGGCCUUCACGCAGGUCGCCGGGAUCUCCCUGGCCUGCCUGCUGGCCAAUCGGCUGCCCCCCAGAGCCGGGCCCGGGGGCGGGCUCUGA
Molecule: messenger RNA, 993 nt
Organism: Conger conger (European conger)
Lineage: Eukaryota; Metazoa; Chordata; Actinopteri; Anguilliformes; Congridae
Product: tetraspanin-7-like
Exons: 1
Coding region: 1-993 (330 amino acids)
Cellular component (GO): membrane
Source: RefSeq, a predicted model, not a curated record